Molecule: messenger RNA, 222 nt
Organism: Oncorhynchus keta (chum salmon)
Lineage: Eukaryota; Metazoa; Chordata; Actinopteri; Salmoniformes; Salmonidae
Product: cuticle collagen lon-3-like
Exons: 2
Source: RefSeq, a predicted model, not a curated record
GAAGGGGCAGAAGGGGUAGAAGGGGCAGAAGGGGUAGAAGGGGACAGAAGGGGUAGAAGGGGACAGGGGGCAGAGGGGGCAGAAGGGGCAGAAGGGGUAGACGGGGUAGAAGGGGACAGAAGGGGUAGAAGGGGCAGAAGGGGGCAGAAGGGGCAGAAGGGGCAGAAGGGGCCAGAGGGGGCAGAAGGGGUAGAAGGGGCAGAAGGGGUAGAAGGGGACUGA